UCUGGAACGAAACCUCAGUGGUGUCCUUCACUCUUACAAAGCUCGUUUUCCUUUCUCAGUCCGUACGUGGUUAAUUAUACAAGGACAAAUACUCGUAUACGUACACAGUAGUAUAGCAAUAAGGUACUGUUGCUUAGCCAUAGAAUUCGUCAUCUUCAUAAGCUUUUUCAGUCAUAGGGAAACAUGAAAGAAAUUUCGUUCAUUUCAAAGCAAACAAAAAGUUGAAAAAUGGAUUCUGGUUCAAAUGGAGAGGAGCCCACUUCAUGGGAAGAGCUUUACAAUAUCAAUUUGAUUCCAUCUGAGUUGUUUCUCAAGUUUAGAAAGGAGAUUGAGGGGAUUCGCGUUGGUGUCAAUUUAGAGUUCUAUAAUGCUCCAAUCAAUGAAUUCCAAGGCAAGAUUGUUCUAAAACCUUUGUCCCCUGAGCGGAGGUGGAAAUUCAUAUAUGAGCCAAUACAUCAGGAUGUACGCAUUCUUUCAAAGAAGAUUCCUGUUACCAAGUUUCUAAAUCUCCAGGUCGGCGUAGGCCAUAAUUUUCAGUUGCAUGCUACUGGUUGGAAAUGGAAGCUUACAACUUGUUUAGGUGGAGAUGGCAUAUCUCGGAUUCAGAAUAAGACGUCACUCGGGUUGUUCCCUGGCAUGGAUUUGCGGUUUGGGUGGAGGGCAGAUUAUGUUCUUCCAGAAAUUACUGGGGCUUUGGGCGCUGAUGAGCCAUUGUUCAACAUGAACUCGGGAAGGCUGCAAGCAUCAUUAGAUAGAGUUGAGGCCAUUCUAACCCAUCCAUCAUGAUUUGUGUCAGAAAAAAAGGGAUUCAUGAGGAGUGGCUCGCACAAAGGUGUUAGGGAAAUAUGAUGAGGCGGCCUAUAUAUUGGUGUUAGGGACCCACGAUCGGUUGACCCACAAACAAAAGGAUCAUUGGUUUAGUUGUGGUUUUGCUUUAAGAACAUGUUCACGGUGGAGGAUGGUUUCUGAUUUAGGAUGUUCUACCCUAAAAACAUUAUGUACCACAUGUUCAUGAUGGAACAUAGUUUCUGAUGAUUAAAGUUUGAACUUGAGGACAAGUUCUUUCCAAAUGGAGGAGAUUGAUGCAUGAGCUUAUUGGAAAAAAUAAAUAUUUGCGUGGUUAGUUAUAUUUCUUCCUUUUCAAUUUAUGAUUUUUUUUUCUAUUUAGUAUUAUUAUGCUUUUAUUGUUUUCUAUUUAAUGGAAAUAGUUUUCCUCUUUUAUUUUUUUAUUUGGUAUUUUUAGGGUUUUCUAGUUUCUUUUACACUAAAGAUUGUAAUAGCCUUUUGACAAUGAGACUUGGAUGAAUAAAAAUUGAAUAUUUUAUGUGUCCCUCUA
This is a messenger RNA of Populus trichocarpa (black cottonwood), 1336 nucleotides long. RefSeq lists its product as uncharacterized. The record is from RefSeq and is a predicted model, not a curated record. Bases 229 to 786 code for a protein of 185 amino acids. Lineage: Eukaryota; Viridiplantae; Streptophyta; Magnoliopsida; Malpighiales; Salicaceae. The transcript has 6 exons.